AGGAAAUUUGAAUAACUGCAAUGAAGCUGAAAAAAGAACCGAACUUGAUCAACAAGCAAAUUCACCUCCCUCGGUAAAGCUCAUUUCUGAAACCAAUCAAGAUCACCAGAAAACUGUCUGUCUUAAAGACAAUUUGCACAAUAUUGGCGUUGCUAAAAUCGAAGACAUUUCUGAAGACAAAUUACAAAACAAAUUGAAAGACAUAUCGGAUCAGCGACUAACAAAAGAAAAAAUUCCCCAGCAGUCUAAUUUUCCCAAUGGAUCAGUUUCUGCUGAGCUAAUUGACCAAGAAACUGUUACAAAAAUUCCUCGAAAAGAUGAGAAAGCUGAUAAGCGAGAAAAUGAAUUGCAUGAAUACCCAACUGAGGAAGUGUCCUUGAUUGACUUAGACGACGAAGAUUUUAUAAUAAGCGACCCGAUCAUUUGCGCCGCCGACGCACACCAUCGAAAUGAAAAAUUUGGUCCAUUACACAAAUGUUCAUUAAAUCAACCUGAGCCUAAAGCGCCACACCCGAACACAAUAAAAAAGCUGCACACAUACAGUGGGCCAAGCGACUCACUAAACUCGACUAACAUAUCCUCGUCCUAUAAAUCGACACCAUUUCUCGGAAUUCUAAAUCCAGCACUGACCAGUCCGAGCAGCCGAAGAUCAUCCGAAGUUGUCAAAAACCGAGUUGCCAAGUUGGGAUUCAUUCCGGAGAGACCCGGAAACAGCGAAAGCUCAACACGAAGAAACAGCAAAAGAAACAGCCAAGGAAUUUUAUCCGCUGACGAAAUAAAAAAGUACCUGGAUCCCUUGAAAAGGUCCCAGUCCGAACACGCCAUGGCUGAAAACAAAACAGGUCCUAACUUCCCGAGUCGAAGUACUGUAGAUUAUAUGACUAAUGAAGUUUCCAGCUCGAUGGGAAACAGCAUUGAAAAAGAAGAAAGCGAAGUUAGUACCAUUUCGCACACGGGUUAUAUCCGACAGAAAGACUCUUUCUCCCGGUCAAAGUCGGGCGUGAACUGGAAACGAAAACGGGAAUUCUCCAAAAAACGAAACCCGUUUGUGGGAGUAAUCGGCCGAAGUGCUUCGGUCCGGACAGACGCGUCAAAGUCUAACUAUAACUUCACGUCAUUCCAGGAUCCAGAAGAACUCAAUCAAAAGUUUGAUUCGACUCCUAGUUUGACGAAUAUCAAUCAAAACUCUUUCGCAUCACCCGGGCCGAAUUUUUCUUCAACAUCGACUGGAAGACACAGUUUCUCAAACUCUGCUUACCCUCGGAGCUACAUGCAAAACAACAAAUCAAGAAGUUAUGUUCUCGAGGAACCGUCUCUCAACUCAUCACCGACGAUUAAACGACAACCGACCACUGCCAGUCUGACCGCCGAGACAGCGGAACUCUUAGGCACUCCGACAGCUGUCGAGUUCGAACCACCAACCGAAAGAUCUUGUAGUCGAGGCUCGGGGGGGCUAGAAAAUAACAAUGCUCUGGGUUUGGUUUAUUACAUGGUCUUAAAUGCGAUUCGAGACUCAAUUCAGCCCAAUAACAGCAAAAUGGCGCUGAAGUUGUUCGGCAGUAAGAAGUGUGUUUUGAAGGAGAAAAAACGAUGCGAAGAAGAAGCACCCUGGAUCAUUCAUCCUUUCAGCACUUUUAGGUUCUGCUGGGACUUCACGAUGUUGUGUCUGCUGAUCACGAACAUGAUAGUGCUGCCUGUGGCCAUCGCAUUCUUCAACGAGGAGAGCAGCACCACCUGGGCACUGUUCAACUGCGUCAAUGACUCACUCUUUGUCACAGACAUCGUACUCAACUUCAGAACAGGCAUCGCACAUCAACACAUGGCAGUACAGGUCAUCCUGGACCCAAAGAAGAUCAGGAAGAGCUACUUGAGAGGUUGGUUUAUCAUCGACUUGAUCUCUUCGAUGCCGAUGGACUACCUGUUCCUGAUCAUGAGUCACGGCAAGAGUGGCAGUCCCUCCAUCCUCAAUGCCUCCCGGACCCUGAAGAUGCUGAGACUCACGAAGUUUCUCAGCCUCAUGCGUCUGCUGAGGGUCUCACGACUCAUGCGAUACGCCAACCAGUGGCAGGAGAUCUUCAACCUGGCGAGUGCGGCCAUCCGUAUCUUGAACCUGAUCUUCAUGAUGAUCAUCAUAUCCCACUGGAACGGAUGCCUCAUGUUCCUCCUGCCCAGACUCUAUGAGUUCCCCGAGGACUCCUGGGUCUACGUCGACAGACUUGUAGGCAAAGAAUGGACUGAGCAGUACAGUUGGGCUCUGUUUCGUGCUAUGUCCCACAUGCUGUGCAUAGGCUAUGGUCAGGAACCACCCACCUCCAUCAUGGACCUAUGGCUGGUCAUGAUCAGCAUGAUCAGUGGGGCCACCUGUUACGCUCUGUUCAUAGGAAACGCUACCAACAUGAUACACCAGUUCGAUUCAUCGCGCAGACAGUACACAGAAAAGAUCAAACAAGUGGAAGAAUACAUGGCGCAUAGGAAAUUGCCACCUGACCUGCAAGUGAGAGUGCACGAGUACUACGAGUAUAAGUUCAAGGGCAAGAUGUUCGAUGAAGAUGUCAUCCUGGACGAGAUGAACGACUGUCUUCGAGAGGAGAUUUUGAACUAUAACUGCCGUGAACUAGUGAAUGUAGUUCCCUUCUUCCAAGGAGCUGACCCGCUCUUUGUCUCGGGAGUAGUAGCCAAGUUGAAGCACGAGGUAUACCAGCCGGGCGAUUACGUAAUCAUGGAGGGCACAAUCGGGACCAAAAUGUUCUUCAUCCAGCAGGGCACAGUGGACGUGGUCACUAACAAUGGAUCAUGUGUGGCUCAGUUAUUUGAUGGGUCUUACUUUGGAGAAAUCUGUCUGUUAGCUAAAAUAAAACGCACAGCCAGCAUUCGCGCCGAGAGCUACUGCAACCUCUACUCACUCGAGGUGGAGGACUUCAACGAAGUGCUCACUGAGUUCCCCCAGAUGCGAUGUCAGCUCGAGAUGGUCGCGCGCGAGCGACUGGCCCAGUUGGGCAAACGGACCAAUGUGUUAGAGACAAAGAGCCGACUCAAGCAUCAAGAUACCGCCUACGGAAUCGCGCUUUCAACCGACGAUUUCCAGGAAAUCGCUGAGAUGGCCAACGAGGAAACCCGAAAGAUGGUUCGCCGUUUGUCGGUCAUGUUAGAAAACACUGAGAUUUGGGCUCCACCCACGAUGUCACGUGAUCGCACUCCGACAAACUGUGAGUGUCGCCGAGCAUCCGAAGGUCACAUGACCUUUGAAGACAACACUAGCGCCAAAACACGAGUGGACGACAAAUGUGGAUCGCUAUCGGUCAACGAAGAAGACGACGAAGAUAAAGAAAGACAACCAACUGGAGUUCGUAUGAGAAUAGGAAGUGUUAGUUUAGGCAGCUUAGUACGUAAUGGUAGCGAAGAAAACGAAGAAGAAAACCAUCAGCCUGAUUUCUCAAAUAUAGCAACGGGCAGUGACUCUGAAAUUGUUUUAAACACUCGCUCUGAUUAAUUCAGUCUUAACUCUUAUGCACAUAGCUUAAGUAUUCGACGUAAUUCUACUUUUUUAAUCUACUAAAACCUUUCAAAAAGAAAGUGCGGAUUCAUCGAUGAAAUUUUAUAUGUCUUGUCGAAUAUUUUGACCGAAACUAUUUUUAUGUAUAACCUCUUAUAUCAAAGCUGAGUCUCAUUUGUUGUGUUGAAAAGCGCCAGCGUUCGCGUUGUGUUUUAUUGAAUAGUUUGUAAUAUUAACAUAAGAAUAUUUUUUCAACAUUAAUUGAUGAAAAUGAUUGUCAGUGAAUGAAACGUGAAUCCAGGUUGCCAUGAAAACUUCUGACAAUCGUAAGAUAAGACCAAACGACCUAGACUAAAAAUCAAAACCACUGAGCGCCCUUUAAUGCUAUAUAUCUCUCGAACCAUCUGAAGUUUAAUUGUGGUACUUGAUUUUACCUAAGAGCUAAAAAUCUAAAAGAUAGAGC
Molecule: messenger RNA, 3956 nt
Organism: Symsagittifera roscoffensis
Lineage: Eukaryota; Metazoa; Xenacoelomorpha; Acoela; Convolutidae
Product: cyclic nucleotide-gated cation channel alpha-3-like
Biological process (GO): regulation of membrane depolarization; potassium ion transmembrane transport; sodium ion transmembrane transport
Cellular component (GO): HCN channel complex; membrane
Molecular function (GO): voltage-gated potassium channel activity
Source: RefSeq, a predicted model, not a curated record